Messenger RNA from Lactuca virosa, 306 nucleotides. Lineage: Eukaryota; Viridiplantae; Streptophyta; Magnoliopsida; Asterales; Asteraceae. The record is from the annotation of a GenBank genome assembly.
AUGCCUUCGCUCGAACCUGCAGAACACAGCUGGUCUCCAAACUACCGCCGUCACAUGGAGGAGAAUCAUUUCAAUGGUGUAACUAACGAAGACAUGCCCAUAAAUCUACUACAAACCCAGUUGGAAUUGUCUUUCAUACGGGAGGACUUCCAAGGCUCGUGUGUGAAGAUGGUCUUGGAGCACACCAAACGUAAGAAAAUGAAGUAUUUUCUUGGGAUUGUUGGUGUUGCUACUGUGGUAAUAGAUUUUGUGUCUGGUGAUGCUUGUUGCUUGUUGCUGGUAAUUGUUUGUGUUGCUGGUGCAUAG